CUUUCUCUUCUCACUUCUCGGCGCGAACCCGGCGAACAUAAAUUGAUAAAGAAACUAUCAACUUCGUCAAUUCAUGCAACAGUUUGUUACUUUUUUAAACGAAGAGAUCGUGUAUUGCAAUUUGAAUAAUAAUGUCGCGAAAAAGAAAAGACAGUUGUGAUGAAACCCCCUUAAAUAGCUAUAUCGACACGUGCGUUAACAAUAUGCAUUUAUUUGAUAGUUUUUCUAAAAAGAAAUCCGGACAAGGCAUUCUUGGAACUUCCAGUGAUCAUGUUACCUCGAACCAAUUUCAAAAUAAUAUAUCCUGUAAGAUCGAAAGUGAUGUUUAUCCGUCUGAUCAAGAAAACAACGAGCCUUACGAAAUUCAAAGCGAUACCGAAGACGAAGAGCAAUGUACGAAAAAUGAAGACCUAUGCUUUGCUUGUGGCUUCAUCUCAGCCUAUGAAUUUUUCAGUUUCCCGAUUAAUGUUGAUAUUCGACAGCAGUGGGCGAAGUUUUGUGAUAUAAAUUUAAAUCAAAUAAAACCACAUUUUCGCCUUUGUGAUAGACACUUCAAAUCCGAAGACUACCAAAUCUCUACGAAACGUAAAGUAUUGAACCCGACAAGUGUCCCAACGUUACGACCAAAGCCAACAUUGAAUAAAAAUGCAUCGCAAAAUACCACGUGCAGCUCGAACUUUCGAAGAAACACUACCACCGCCGAUGCUCGUAAUAAACGAUCGUGCAGGAAUUUUAAAGAUAUUACGAAUAAUCAGAACACCAUUCCUCCUAAGGCAGCGAAAUCGACAUCGAAGAAAAACGUGAUACUUGGAAAGUUUCAACUGAUAGAGAAAAAUUUACGAACCGAUAUCUUCAGAUUAAAAAUACGAUGUUCUAGUCUCGAAGAUACUGUUGCUAACAUUAAAAAUGAAAUCAAGCAACAGGUUGAAGAGUGCUUCGUUACACGAGCAAAUACUGCCGGAAAUGUUGCGAGAGAUAGUCAAAACUCGACUUCAUCGAUGAACGCUUCUUCAGAAAAUUCAAGACACAAUCUUCGUAUUACGGAGCCACGAACUGAUCAACGUUCUGUAAAAGAUACGCUUGUAGGAUCUGCCGAACAGAUUACCGAAGAUGGUUAUCUUUCGGAUUCAAGUAUGCCUUCCCUAGAAAUAUCGAUCGACGAUCCUCAGAAAGUAGAAGUAAAACCUGAACUAUUUACCGAAGAAGUUAUGCUCGAUGAACCUACCGAAAAGACUGCCGAAGAUAAUCACUCUGUAAAUUCGACCAUUUCUCCCGGAGAAAUAUCUACCGACCGUCUUCAAAAUGCGAAGGCAAUCCUUAAACCAUUUUCCAUAAGAGUAACGAACGCAGAAACUUCCAGAAAUGUAACUGAAAAUAAUCGCCACCCUUUGACUACGUCUUCUUCAGAAAAUACGAAUGGUAGUCCUGGCAGUACAGAGGAUCCACCUGUGCAACAUUUCGAAAAAGUAACGCCUUCGGAACCGGAAAAUUCUGACGAAGAUAGUCAAUCUCCAAAUUCUACCAUUCCUUCUUCAGAAAAGUCGUUUGAGAGUCGUUAUAACGCAGAGGCGCGAGCAGGAUGCUCAAAAAAUCAAGAAAACUCCGGUCAAGGUCGUAUUACUCGAUCUGCAAAACAGAAAAAACAUCUCCCAAGCGUAAAAAAGCCAACGCGAAACUCCAGCAGUGUUUCAAACAAGGCAGAGGUACGGAUGCAGGAGUCAGAUUGCACAAGACAUAAACGAGAACAUUCGAAGCCGUUUCAUUGUCAAGUCUGUGACAAACAAUUUGCUGAUAAAGACCGUUGUAUUGCGCAUAGAUUGACACAUCGUCAAAAGAAACGCUACAAAAGCCGCAUUUGUGACACAAGAUUCGAGUACAAUCACACUAAAUUGGAGCACGAACGGGUACAUAGGGAAGGAGCUCGUUUUGAAUGCGCUGAUUGCGGAAAAAAGUUUCCCUAUAAAUAUAAUCUCAUUAGACACCUGAAUGUACAUUCCGGUGCGAGUCAGUUUACAUGCCAAACGUGUAGCAAACGUUUCACUCGGAAAGACCAUCUUACUAGGCACCAACGGACGCAUAGUGAAGAGAAAUCCUUCAAAUGCAGCAUUUGUGACGCACGAUUCAACCACAGUGAUAGUAAAUUGAAGCACGAACGCAGGCAUGUGGAAGGAGCAGAUUUUGAGUGCGACGAUUGCAGAAAAAUAUUUUUCGAUAAAUAUCAUCUCAUUAGGCACCUGAAAGUACAUUCCGGUGUGAAACCGUUUUCUUGCCAAACGUGUAGCAGAAGUUUUGCUCAAAAAGGCAAUCUUACUCGGCACCAAAGGACGCAUACUGGAGAGAAACCUUUCAAAUGCCGCAUAUGCAACCAACAAUUCAGAUGCCAAGGGGAUAAAGCAAAACACGAACGUUCCCAUCACCCAUGUGGAGGGCCCUCGUUUUGAGUGUGCUCAUUGCGGCAGAAAAUUCCGCCAUAAGUACACCCUAACCAAUCACAUACAUAUCGUUUAAAUGUACUUACUUGAAUAUCAAUAAUUCAGUUCCUACCUACCUCUGUAAAUUUGUAAAGAUUAAAGUUUGUUUUUAUU
Planococcus citri (citrus mealybug) is the source of this 2585-nucleotide messenger RNA. RefSeq names its product zinc finger protein 436-like. Gene Ontology annotation, molecular function: DNA-binding transcription factor activity, RNA polymerase II-specific; RNA polymerase II cis-regulatory region sequence-specific DNA binding. NCBI's taxonomy places the organism in Eukaryota, Metazoa, Arthropoda, Insecta, Hemiptera, Pseudococcidae. Gene Ontology annotation, biological process: regulation of transcription by RNA polymerase II. The transcript is spliced from 10 exons. The record is from RefSeq and is a predicted model, not a curated record. Bases 132 to 2441 code for a protein of 769 amino acids.